This is a messenger RNA of Seriola dumerili (greater amberjack), 3787 nucleotides long. It is a transcript of the gene prdm1b, whose product is annotated as PR domain zinc finger protein 1-like. Gene Ontology annotation, biological process: regulation of transcription by RNA polymerase II; cell fate commitment. Gene Ontology annotation, cellular component: cytoplasm; nucleus. The transcript is spliced from 7 exons. The coding region runs from base 281 to 2440 and encodes 719 amino acids. The record is from RefSeq and is a predicted model, not a curated record. Gene Ontology annotation, molecular function: histone deacetylase binding; RNA polymerase II cis-regulatory region sequence-specific DNA binding; DNA-binding transcription repressor activity, RNA polymerase II-specific. NCBI's taxonomy places the organism in Eukaryota, Metazoa, Chordata, Actinopteri, Carangiformes, Carangidae.
AGAGGAAUCCCUGAAGAAACCCUGGAAAUAGAGGAGAGAGUAUAAAGGGAAAAGAAACAACUAAGGGAUGACAUAGCCAAAGACAUGAGGAUCCUACAGCUGAAUGAAUGUGUGAAAAUCUUGAGCUUCAACCAACAUACCUAAGACAAGGGACCUAUCCCAACCAAACCAAAGUACUUUUAUACCAAAGCAACCAAAACCAAAACCAAACAGAACAAAACCAAGACGAGAGGUCUUAAAGUCUGAGUCCAUCACCUACAGUAUAUUUUAUAUUGUCAAGAUGAAGCUGGAUAGCACACCAGGAGACAUGAGCGGGUGGAGGGAGGUGGACUUCGCCCUCAACUGCACCUACAUUGUACCAGACCAGGUGUCGGACCCCAGUUUCAGCUUGCCCAAAGCCAUGACCUCCAUCCCACGCAAUCUCACCUUCGAAUACGGCACAGACAACGAGGUGACAGGUGUGUUCAGCAAAGAGUACAUUCCUAAGGGGACUCGGUUUGGUCCCCUGCAAGGAGACAUCUACACCAAAGACAACGUACCCAAACAGGCCAACAGAAAAUACUUCUGGAGGAUUUACAGCGGUGGCCAGCUUCAAAACUUCCUUGAUGGCUAUGACGUCCACAGGAGCAACUGGAUGCGUUACGUCAACCCAGCCCGCUCACUGCCCGAACAGAACCUUGUGGCGUGCCAGAACGGCCGAGACAUCUACUUCUACACCAUCCGGCCGGUGGAGCCCAAGCAGGAGCUGCUGGUCUGGUACAGCCGGGAGUUCGCCCAGAGGCUCUGCAGCCAACAGGACGACAUCAAACAGAAAUACAUGAGUGCUGAUGAAGACCACGAGCCAGAGUACACUAAGCACCUACCUCAGCAGACAUGGCUCAAAGAGAGAAUGAGGGAAGACAUGAAAGAAGAGAGGGAUGACGAAGGAGAGGAGAAGAUUGAUGUGGAGAUGUUGGAGAGGGACACUCCGCCCGACACCCCUGACGAGCAGAUCAUGGACUUCAGCAAAAAGGUUGAGAAGGAGGAGAGGGGCGAAAGGGAUCCAGAGGACCUGGGGAUCAUUCCUUCCCCUCAGCCUGAACACAGAGAACCCAGCCUGGGCUUAAAUCACCCAUAUUUACCAGAUCACCAUCCGGCACUCUCACACAGAAAUCUCCCCCUUCAUCUCCACGGCCUCUACGGGCACAGGGAAGGGCUAGUGUCAUCUUACCCUCUUUACCCCCAGUCCAGACCCCUCCAGCCCCCCUACCAGCUUCUUCCCCCCUACGGCCCGCACUAUCCUCGCUUCCUCCUCCCCUCGUACUCCCCUCCCUUUCCUGGGAUGCUGCCCUCAAGAGGAUCCCUCCGAUACAGCAGCUAUCUGGGCACAGACGGACUCCCAUACCCACCUAUCGGCUCACCUAAUCUACUUCCAGUGUCCCUCCCCUACCCUCCGUCUCCACAGGGAGGUCUGAAAGAACUAACGCCAAAUGUAUCACCACCACGAGGCGCCCCAGCCACUCCAGAGCUCUCCCCUCUCCCCAAGACCACCAGCCAACAUCAGUCCCCUGAGCAGUCUUCCUCUGGCUGCGAGGAGGCCAUGAACCUGAGCCUGACUACAACCAAAAGCAGCACAGCGCCUCGCAACGGCCCUGGCCACAAAUCCCUGCCCUACCCACUGAAGAAGCAGAAUGGAAAGAUCAAGUACGAAUGCAAUAUCUGCUCAAAGACCUUCGGACAACUGUCAAAUCUCAAGGUCCAUCUCCGAGUGCACAGUGGUGAGAGACCGUUCCAGUGUAACUUGUGUAAAAAGAGCUUCACUCAGCUGGCCCACCUCCAGAAACAUCACCUGGUCCACACGGGGGAGAAACCGCAUGAAUGCCAGGUGUGUCACAAACGCUUCAGUAGCACCAGCAAUUUGAAAACACACCUGCGACUCCACUCUGGAGAAAAACCUUAUCAGUGCAAGCUGUGCAGCACCAAAUUCACCCAAUACAUCCACCUCAAACUGCACCGCCGCCUCCACAGCAGCCGCGACCGCCCCUACCGCUGCCAGCUCUGCGCCCAGGCCUUCUUCCACCGCUUCUCCCUCCGCAUCCACCAGCGCACCUGCUGCCUGGCUAACUCCAACGCUCCUGUCAACGUGCACAUGAAAGAGAUGGUGGAGCGGUUUGACGCAAGCCAGGAGGCCGACACGCUCACAGAAACGGCAUCUGCACCACAGGUGGGGGAAGCUGUUGAGCGUUGGUUGGCUCGUACCUUGGAGGGUGAAGGGAAGGAGGAUCAGAAGGAGGCAACCAUACUGCUGAAAGCCCUGACAGCAGCUAUUAACGCACCAACAAUGCCCAUGGUCCAACCAGUGGUACCUGCAUCACAUCACAGCCCUCCGUUGGCCUAUCAGGAGAGGGCCAGUGUUGUCCAUCUCCACAAACGGCCAACAGUGAAGACAGAGGGACAGUGAGAGGAGAAAACAUAAAGAUGAACAUACAGCAUAUCAUCAACAAAGAAAACAGAGGUCGCCAAAUAAAACUCCCUAUAUUGUCCAUGAGGGGCAUAAGAGGGAAUAUGUACUUUCAUAAUCCACUGAGCGCAACACCAAAAGAAGAGCAUUCCAAAGACUGGGCGAGGGUAUUCGGUGAUUGUACUUCCUCCCGAAACUCAGUUUAGAAAAUUAAAAGAGGAAGGCAUUGUUAAGCUGUGAAGUAUUUAAAACUCUUUUCACUCAGGUAGAGAAGUGUUUGCUUUUUGUGCUUUAACUUAUUACUUUUUUUUUAAUUUGAGUCAUCUAUAUUUAUUUAGUUUUAUCAUAGUUUGUCUUUGCUGUUAGUGUUUUUUAUUUUUUAUUUUUUUGACAUGUUGACAUUUCCAAGGAGAUCUGAUCUCUUAGGAAAACCACAAAUGGACUCAGGAACAAUAACAUGGCAUAAACCUGUGGAUAAGUCUUCACUUGUUAUAUCAUGUAUUGUUUUACUUUGUUGUGUGACAGUGUGUUUGAGCUUCUGGAUGCAUGUGUACAAUGAGUGGAAGUAUAUAUGAAAGACAGGGUACAGUGAUAGCACAAACCACCUUCCUGCUCCUGAACUUUUUUAUUUAUUAAUGAUUAAAAAGGGAAAAAAAAUCAGGUAUCUUGAAACUGUUUUAAUAAGCAAUUGCCAAAAUUACAAUCAAAGAACAUGUAUGUGUAGCACAAUUUUUGGAUUACUAUUGAACUGAUUUUAACAUUAGGAGAGACAAGAUUCAGAUAACGCAUUAUUCAAGUCAUGCUUUGGUUAUCCAGCAACUUCUCAAAAAACCAAAUGACACCAAAAGAAAAUAUUAUAGAUUUGAUGUGAUCACAUUAUCACAAUGAAAUAUUUACAUGGCUUCUAUUCUUUGUGUAUUGCUAUGUAGCUCUUUGCAAGAGUCAAGUGUUUCAGCUAUUUCUCACAUACAGUACAAAGCUUUACUGUGAAUGUCUGUAAAGUCGAGCUUCAUCCAAAUCUUAAUUCAGACCUUGGUACCUCAUGUUCAGCACUGGACAACAAAAAACAAGCAAAACAGGAGCACAGUCUUCCAGCAUUGUUAAUAUUUUUGUCACUUAGUACUGGAAUGAAAAUGCAACUAGGUCUGUGUGCUUUUGGUGUUACCUUAAAUGAGAAGGCGGGAACUGUUCUUGAAAAUUUGACUACUGAGUCAGUAAUGUCUUUUACCAUUUUGUAGUUUCUCUUUCUUUUAUCCAGUAUGUUUCGAUAUGUAGUUUAUUUUUCAAAACAGGUUAUGAGAUGUUAAGAAUUUAUAUGUGAGAGAAUAUUUUGAUGAUACUUUUAUA